CUAUAGCCACUAGGGGGCGGUAAUUUGCGUAGCAGAUCUUAGCACACGAAGUAAUGUAGUUAAAUGUAAACAGGAAGUGGAGACACGGCGUUCGUUCUUGGCCUGUGAGUCUUUUGAGAUUGAGACUACAUUUUUGUUCAUUUUAAUCGGAUAAUUACAUAUCUACAGAAUUCUUGUUAUAGUAGCUUUUAUAUUUGUUUUACGUAAAAGAUGUCCGGCGGAUCAUCGUGCCCAGGUGAAAUGUCCAAUUCGCAGUUAUUCCAGCAGGUCAGCAUUUUCGAUUGAUAAAGCCUGGAUUUAUUUACUUGCUAACAAAUUAAUAGAUAUAAUGUCAUGCAGAUAGAUUGGUUAGUCAGAGCCAUAUAUUUAGAUGUAUCUUAAUACAUGGCUCUGGUUAGGGUCAUAGGCAUAUACAUUAUUGGUUAGAGCCUGUUUGAUCUGUUCAAUGUGGACAUUCGAAUUAAUGAUAUCCCCGGCAGCACUACAUUGGCAAAACCGGGCAGGGUACUUCAAAUACCAUUUUGUCUUAUGCCAUUAUAUCCCAAAAUACAAGGUUGUUUUACUCUGUUGUUUAUAAAGAAUGUCAGUUCUUGCAUCCAUAGGUCCGUCUUUGAAUUUGAGAGUGGUUAUUUCUCCAGCCCCAUAGCUCAGCUAUAGAAAACUAAGUGGCACUGCAGGGCAGGGCUGUCGUUUGGCUGAUAAAUGAAUGAAGAGUGGUGCCUGUAAGAUCAUAGAUGUGGUUGUUGUAACAUGUACUUAGUUGCUAACUUGCCCUCUCUUUUUUCAGUUAGCCCUUUUGGGCUGGCUCCAUUCAGACAGCGAAAAAGACAAGGAGAUCCUAAAGGCCUUCACAGGCAUUCAGGUGGCACAAGAGCUCAUGAACCGUCUCACAGGACAAAGAGAAGUGGACGCUUUUAAGGUGAAUUGAUGAAACAGAAUGGAAAGACAAUUCUUAUCGUCUAUAGGAGCAGUCUACAUACUAAACAAUCUUGGCAGAAGUUGACACGCGUUUUAUAAUUUUAAAAUUACAACCUGUCAAAUAUACUGUAGUCAGGCCUGGCUCGAGGAUGACUUGCCUGAGCGGGCAUUUUAAGUCCAUGGUCCUACAUAUCAAAAACCUUUGUUUUAAAUAAUAAUACAAGAAAGAUAUGCGCCCCACUACGACAUACAAGAGUAUCCGAAAUGCAGCCAUAGCUGUCGUAGGCCUACACAUAAUUUGCACAUACCAACACACACAGAUCAGCUUGACAGAAUGAGCACCACUAGGCUAUCAAAGAUUCUUACAUGCUUCAUAGCUUAAACUUCAAUAAUUAGAACUAUAGGCUACAUUGCUGUCGAAUUUGUGACACUACGCAAUAAGCAUAACCAAGCCGCUACUUCUCCAGGUGCGCAAUAUUUUCUGUGUGGGAGAGUUUCUCUCUCUCACACACACACACACACACACACACACACACACGCUAUAGCAAGAGAGCAGGGAGGGGGGUGAACAAGUAGGCUAUGUGUUGUUUUCAUAGUAUUGACGCCACUUUUACAGUAGCCUAUCACACAAUGACUGUGUAAUGCCUACUUCUUUUAGUAGGCUACACGCGGUAUUGGUCCUAUUUCUGCGACAUACAAAAUGUACAAAAAAUGUAGGCCUAUCUGAAAUGCAGCCAUAUACACAACAAAUGUCAUUUUGCACACAAGAAAGCACGUGAUGUUGAAGAGCCCGAUGAAAGGAUAAAGUUAGAUGCGCUGCCAAUUUCAGCACCAUCGGAGUGGACAGCCAGGACAACAGGAGCACUGUGCCAGGGCUCACCUCAUAGCACAACCAAUUAGGAUACAUUGGUCAUUGUCCUUAUACCCAUCAAAUAACGCAAAGCUGUAUAUUUAUCAAUAGCAAUUAGACCCGUAAAAGCAAUCGAUGACAUUAAGAAUCACAGAUACAUCUAAAAGAUGCAUUGAAGUAAAAAGCAAAGGCCUAAACUAUACAUUACAUACAAAGAAUUGCCAAACAACCAGUAGGCUUACAUGAGGGAAAACCAAUGAAUAAAUAAUUCUGGCACGGUAGCCAGGGCCAUAGAGGUUGCAGCUUAACAUUUAGAAGAGUUGCAGCCUCCUCGAUGCUGUGUUGAACCUCAUGAGAAGUUUCUAUUUUCAUUCUCCUUCCAGGCUAAAUUUACUUGUCAGGUGUUUUGGGUAUUUUAUUAGGAUCACAUUUAGCUGUUGCAAAAGCAGCAGCUACUCUUCCUGGGGUCCACACAAAAAAUUAAACAUGACAUAAUACAGAACAUUAAUAGACAAGAACAGCUCAAAGACAGAACCACAUCAAUACAUAUCAAUACAUACACACAAACUAUCUAGGUCAAAUAGGGAAGAGGCGUUGUGCCGUGAGGUGUUGCUUUAUCUGUUUUUAGAAACCAGGUUUGCUGUUCAUUUGAGCUAUAUGAGGUCCCUCUCAAAUGCCAGCUGGAUAAGUUGGACUUUUCGUUGAUGUAACAUGCUCUGUGUUCAGAGUCUGUGUUCAAUGAAUAUGUUCUUCAGGGUGGUGAACGAAUUUUCACACAUUGCUGUAGAUGCCCCAAAAAUGUUAAUCAUGUUUCAGUGCCACCAGCACAGUCGGCAUUGCUGACAAAGGCCCGCUGUAUCUUUGAAGAACACUGAGUGGGGUCCAUUUGUUGUUGCUGGCUGUGGUUGUGAAUUCACUUUGCAAGAAUGUGCGAGCCACAAACUCUGAUUCCAUUGGUUCAGUUUGGGCUAGAUUCAACAGGUCGUCAGGUUCCAGUGGCUGGGGUAAUAGAGGUGCAGGUGCUUGUUGUGAUGUUACCCUCGUGCUGCUGGUGCUAGGGCCUGGCUCUGCUUGAUCUUGUUGGUCAGCAGGCAGUGUGGGGGAUGGGCGGCUAUUGCAUUUGCUGCUAGGCUCCUCAACCUUGGUGGUCGGGCCUGCAGGCUGGUCGGUGAGCUUGGCAUCACUCUCGACAUUGUGGUCCUCAGUUUUUUUGCUCUUGGCAGUGCCCAGCCAUUUUUGGAUAUCCAUGCUGAUCAAAGCUUAGCCAACUAGCUAUAAUUAUUCAGCGCGCCGUUACCAAAACUGAAUGAAGCUGCUAUCUAGGCUAUUAUUAGCUGUAGCUGCCUCUCUGUAAUAAUAUAUUUUUUUAAUGGCACUGGGAUCCAAUGAGCUUCCUAAACAAGGCAAUAAAGGCGGUACCUUGUGACAUUGCAUGGCUAGGUGCCCAAUCAGAAUGCAUUUUGGGAUUUUAAAUGCUAAAUAUGACAUUAUUACAUCCCCCCUCCCUCACCCCUCCUCAGACCAUGAGCGUACACCCGGCAUAUAGCCUCUGUCCCGGUCUGUGCAACUGGCAGGCCUGGCAGCACUACAUUGGCAAAACCGGGCAGGGUACUUCAUAUACCAUUUGUUAUGUUUAUGGGGAAACAAAACUGGGGGGGCACAAAUUCUAUCUGGGGGAUCCAUGCCUGGCUUUACCAACCCAUAGAGCCGGCCCUGACUGUAGUGUUCAUGUGGUUCAUGUUUAUGUGUCUGGGUAGACACUUGCUAACCUGCUUGCUUUACCUCUGUCCCCACAGAAAGAAUGUAUCCAGAGCAUUGCAGACUUUGUGCAGAAGAAUCCACGUGCCUCACAGGAGGAAAUCAAUGCAGCGGUUGAGAAGCAGGUUUUGCUUUUUGCUGCUCGAGUACAGGCACUUGAUUCUGCACCCCUACUAUGAGUCCAACACAGCUUACACACAGCUUCUUUGUUGUAGCUCACUAUCUCUGACUGACCACUGUAUCUGAAUAGAAAAGCUUCUAAAAUCAAGAAAUGAUUACACCAAUCAAGGUAUGCCUGCACACAUGGGUUCUAUCUGCACUCUCUCUCUCCCCCUAUUGCUGUAUUGCAAACAACCAUAUUGCAAGAUUGUGCUACAGUACAAAGAAUACUGGAUAAAAAGCUUUAUGUCAUGGACCAGGAGAUGACCAGACCAAUGUACAUUUAGCGAACGUUCCAAUAAUUCCACCAGUCAAUCUAAUUCAAAUAAUCUGUUUAGAUUGUUAUCAAACCUAAAUUAAUCUAAACCAUGUUUUUGAUAUAGUUUUCAUAACGUAGUUUUAGCCUUAUCUAAGGCAGAUUUAAUUGUUGUCAAUCUGUUGUAUGUUGUCUUCAUAUAUUGUCUAAUAUGAUACAUAUUGCCUUAUUUUAAUUAUUGUAAUGAAUUUAUAUUAAAAGGGAGACUGUUGUGAUGCUUUUUUUGGCAAAUUAUUGAACACAGGAUAAAGAACAGGAAUGAGUUGUAUGAUUUAGGGACAUUGCCAUGUUUCAUUCUGUGCAUAACAGCAUGAAAAGUGUCAGUGUGGUAAGUGAUACAAGAACAUUUUAAGACGGAUAAAUAAUGGAUGCAAAUAGAACUUAUGAACACAAGACUACAGCAUUAAACUUGUACUAGCAGAUAUGCUCUUAAAAUAGGCUUUCCUAGACACAUUGAUAUACGAUCUGAAAUCACUAAAAGAAGAGUCAGCUGAAGGAUAUUUUGUACAGUGCCUUCAGAAAGUAUUCAUACCCCUUGACUUAUUCCACAUUUUGUUGUGUUACAGCCUGAAUUCAAUAUGGAUUAAAAAUAAUAAUUCUCACCCAUCUACACACAUUACC
Messenger RNA from Coregonus sp. 'balchen', 4622 nucleotides. The record is from the annotation of a GenBank genome assembly. Lineage: Eukaryota; Metazoa; Chordata; Actinopteri; Salmoniformes; Salmonidae.